Molecule: messenger RNA, 4025 nt
Organism: Ricinus communis (castor bean)
Lineage: Eukaryota; Viridiplantae; Streptophyta; Magnoliopsida; Malpighiales; Euphorbiaceae
Product: putative acyl-activating enzyme 19
Biological process (GO): amino acid activation for nonribosomal peptide biosynthetic process
Molecular function (GO): protein binding
Source: RefSeq, a predicted model, not a curated record
AGCUCUCAAAUCAGCAAUCAGAAAUUCUAAAAAAAUCGCCGCCAUACAUGCAGCACCUCCAUCACCUGGAAGCGGCAGCGCUUCCGUCUCCGCCUCUAGUCCGCCGGUGUAUCCCGGCGAUCAAUGUUUCACUUUCGGCGACGUGUUAAAAUCCGUUAAUUACCUCACCUCGCGCCUCCGCUCUAUUCUCGAUAAUAUUGAUGACUCUUCAGGUGAGUGUAAUGAUAGCAAGCAGAGCGCACUAGGUGCGUAUAGACCAAGGAUAAUAGGAAUUUAUAUACCACAAUCUGUGGACUACAUAAUUUCCGUUCUUUCAAUUUUACGCUGCGGCGAAGCUUUCUUGCCUCUUGAUCCUACGUGGCCAAUUGAUAGAGUUUUAUCAAUUAUUCAUUCUUCCAAUACUCAUCUUGUUAUUACAUCUUCGGGUUUUAAUGACUCGAAUUGGCUUGUCCAAUCCGUUAGUUGUCGUGUUUUAUGUUUUAACAUUGAAGAAAGCAUUGAGGAAUGUGUUGAUGUAUUGCCCUUAGCUUGGCCUUGUGAAAAAGAGAACAAAAGAUUGUUUUGUUAUUUAAUGUAUACUUCUGGAUCAUCUGGAAAGCCUAAAGGUGUAUGCGGUACUGAACUAGGUUUGCUGAAUCGCUUUCUUUGGAUGCAAGAAUUGUAUCCCCUUCUUGGAGAGGAAGUUUUAUUGUUCAAAACAUCAAUUAGCUUUAUUGAUCACCUGCAAGAAUUUUUUGGUGCUAUCUUCUUUUCAUUAAAGGAUCAUUUAUAAUCUUUGAUUAUUGUUCCUGGGUGAUCUGCUUUGCCAGUCAUGCAAUUCAGGUCAUUGAAAUUGCUAGUGCUGAGUGGUGAAAUAUUUCCUUUAUCUUUGUGGGAUGUACUUUCCGAUUUACUACCAAGGACCUCUAUUCUGAAUCUAUAUGGGACUACAGAGGUAUCUGGUGAUUGUACUUAUUUUGAUUGCAAGAGGCUGCCAAUGAUUUUGGAGAAAGAGGCACUAACAAGUGUUCCAAUUGGUGUGCCUAUUUCCAAUUGUGAUGUAGUACUGGUUGCUGAAACUGCUACAUGCGAUCAGGGAGAGAUAUGUGUCAGUGGUCCCUGUUUUUGUAGUGGUUAUUCUUCUAAUUUAGCAGUUAUGCCUUCUGACAGUGUAAAAUUGCAUAAGAACCUCAUCUGUAACUGUGUGGUGGAUAAUUGUGGGAGCCAAGUAUAUUAUAGAACUGGUGAUUUUGCACAAAGGCUUCAAUGUGGUGACUUGGUAUUCUUAGGGAGAACUGACCGUACCAUAAAAGUUAAUGGAAACCGUGUUGCCUUAGAGGAGGUUGAAAAUACACUCAGGGGACAUCCUGCUGUUGUUGAUGCUGCUGUUGUUGCUCAUGAAGGUCAAGGGGAGCUCAUGCUCCUUGAAGCUUUUUUAUUGUUAAAAGAAAAUGAAAAAUCUGGUGAUCCGGUUAGGUCUUCUAUAAGAAGUUGGAUGGUUGGAAAAGUUUCUUCAGCUAUGAUUCCUAACCACUUCGUAUUUGUAAAAUCAUUGCCUAAAUCUUCCAGUGGAAAAGUUGAUUAUGCCCUGUUGCAAACUUCGGCACUUCCCACCUUACAUGUCCAGGAAAAGUUUGGCAGCAGCCUGACCAGUGAUCUCAUGCUCAUUGUGAAAAAGGCAUUUUGUGACGCUUUAAUGGUUGAAGACAUUUCUGAUGAUGAAGAUUUCUUUGUGAUGGGUGGUAGCUCCAUUACUGCAGCACAGGUUUCUUAUGAUCUGGGAAUUGAUAUGAGAUUGCUUUAUGAAUAUCCUACUCCAUCCAAGCUUCAAAGUGCUCUCCUAGAUAAAAAGGAAUCCUACAAAUUAGAUGUCAAAACUGAUACCAGUUGGAAAGCAAAGUCAAAAGCGCGCAGGUGGAAUAUUAAUUAUGCAUCUCCUUAUCUUAGCCUUAAAUCAAGGGAGUGGCUACUGAAGAACUAUCAUCCAAAUAAUGAUCAAAAUGUAGCAGCAUCCAAGCGCUUCAAAGUUGAUUUGGACAGACACAUUUCUUCAAAACAUGUUAGUCUCAGUGAUGGAUAUUCUUGGUCUGCACUUAUUCCAAUCUCAUGUUCGUUCAGCCGAUGCAACAAGGUUAUGUAUGAAAGGGCGUACAGUUUGAGCAAUACCCAUCAAUUAAGUUGGUCAGUAGAAGUUCCUAGAAAUGGAAAAUGCUCUUCCCUGCAGGAACUGUGGAAGAUUCACAUGGUGUCUUGUGUAGAUGCAUCACCACUUGUUGUGUUUAAAGACCAAGAUGUCUUUUUAUUUAUUGGAUCUCAUGCGCAGAAGUUUAUUUGUAUUGAUGCAAAAAGUGGUUCUGUCCAGUGGGAAGUUAAAUUACAAGGACGAAUUGAAUGCUCAGCAGCAAUUGUUGCCGACUAUUCUCAGGUUGUAGUUGGAUGCUACGAGGGGCAAAUCUACUUUCUUGACUUUGUCAAUGGCAAUAUAUGUUGGACUUUCCAAACUUGUGGUGAGGUGAAGUGUCAGCCGGUUGUGGAUGUGCACAGACAAAUAAUCUGGUGUGGCUCUCAUGAUCACUAUUUAUACGCUCUCGACUAUAGAAAUUAUUGCUGUAUUUAUAAGCUCUCGUGUGGUGGGAGUGUAUUCGGGUCACCUGCAAUUGAUGAGGUCCAUGGCAGACUUUAUGUGGCUUCAACUAGUGGUCGUGUGACAGCUAUAUCAGUAAAGGCUUUACCAUUUCAUACAUUAUGGCAGCGUGAGCUAGAAGUGCCAGUAUUCGGUUCCCUUUCAGUUUGUUCUCCAAAUGGAUAUGUUAUUUGUUGUUUAGUGGAUGGCAAUGUUGUUGCCCUGGAUUCAAGUGGAUCUAUCGUUUGGCGGUGUAGAACUGGUGGUCCUGUAUUUGCUGGAGCCUGUACAUCUUAUGUGUUACCUUCUCAGGUUCUGAUAUGUUCAAGAAAUGGAAGUAUUUAUUCAUUUGAAAUGGAAAAGGGAGAUCUACUCUGGGAGUACAAUGUUGGAGAUCCAAUAACUUCAUCUGCUUAUGUUGAUGAGCACUUGCAGCCAGUGUCUGCUUCCUCCCCUGUGUCAGAUAGGUUGGUUUGUGUAUGUGCAACAUCUGGAAGCAUACAUUUGCUUCGUAUCAGUUUGGAUGUUGUAGGAAAGCCAAAUCAAUCAAGUAAAUCUGUGGUUCAGGAAAUUGCAAGGUUGGAGCUUCCAGGAGACAUAUUCUCUUCACCAGUUAUGAUUGGUGGUAGGAUUUUCGUCGGCUGCAGGGAUGAUUAUGUGCACUGUAUUUCACUUGAGAGUCCAAGUUCAGUUGAAGAAUGAAAGUUUCAACUGCAUUUCUCAUAUACAGUCAUAUAGACUAAAGGCGUGGAUCUCCUCAUCAGCUUAAAACUUCUGGACUGCUUGGUUGCUAAAGUACAGUAUCAGAAUCAGUGCAAAAGUCAUAACCCCUUGGUGUGUUUUCUCAUGUCAGCUGUGUCUUGAGUCAGUCAAAUCAGUUUGUUUAUGUCUACUUUGCAUUAUGGUGCACAAGUGCGGCUCAAAUAAAUAUCAUAAGCAGAUAAAACAAAGGAUUAAGAGCGUCUCAAUCCUAAAGAAGUCACAGCAGAGGAGCAUCCAAUUGGAUCACUAUGCAAAUCUUCCCAGAAGUUCAGAAAGAUUUCCAGUUGGAUCUGACAUGAGAAUGUGUCAUCCUGGAGGUGAGUCAGAAAUUGCUUGGCUGCAACUCAACUUAGUACAGAUUUUGAAAAAGAAAGGUGAAAGGGAUAGAUAGAUUCUGAUGAUGUUCACUACAAGGUUGGUGGAGCUUUUACUUUGCCCAAACAGAUUCUGAUGAUCACUUGAAGGUUUGUGGAGCUUUUACAUCAAAAGGAUAGAUUCUGAUGUUCGCGGCCACAUUUGUGGAGCUUUUACUUUUUAUCUUGGUUUAUCUUUUAUCUUUUAUCUUUUUUUUGGGUUACCCAGACACUAUAAAGAAGUUAAAAUCGCUAUUAUCACCCCUUUGCUUUCAAUAAAAUGUGAAAAUUUUAACCUUUGGAGCUUA